AUGAAGGGGAAAAGCCUCCCGAUAAUCACUUUCGAACACAAGAGGUGGGGUUCAACUGGCUCGCGGGGUCUUCGGAUCUUUCCACGUGGCGGCCUGCCCACUUCCUUUGAUCUUUCCCGGGGAUGACCGCGAAUUCGCUACGUCGUCCGCGUUCUAGGGUUUUUCAUCUGUCUCCGUAUUUUCUGUUUCGCUUCUUCGCCCUCCCAUUGAUCCCCAGCUCUUUGCGUGCCUGACGUGCAAUGCUGCUUGAGAUUUUCGGGCUUCCUCAUUGAUCUCGCGCUUGUUGUUUAAAAUCUUGGGUUUGAUAUCGAUUUUGAACUUAUUCCUUGGGCAUUCAUGGAUCCUGGUCUAUUCUCUCUACCUGUUGGAAGAGCAGGGACGGUUCUUGUGAUUUCUCCCUAGUAGAGGUGGUAGGCUACGUUCGGGGAUCCGCUCCUGCAGAUUGUACCAGUAGAACGAUAGAUCCGGAUCACGCACUAGUUUCGAACCGGUGUUUGCCGCCAUUGACUGAUGCGUCCAAGUGGCAAUCACUGAAAUGGAAGAUUCAAUGGAUAAGAACUUUUAUGUCGAAUAAGAUCAUUUAUGGAAAUAGAUUUCAGGUAAAAUGAAAUGUCGGGUUUACUGACAACGCAAUAAAAUCUCUUUGGCAAUGGAUUUUCUUUUCAAGGCUAAUUCUCUCUGUUAUGAUUUCACUUAUCGUUUUCAUGUGUUUCGUAAAGUGAUAUAUCGCCUUGAGUUCUUAUAGAUUGUGUAUGGUCUUGGGAUAUCCAACAUUUGAACAGGGAUGCAUAUGGGUUUGCGGUACGACCUCAGCAUUUGCAGAGAUACCGAGAGUAUUCGAACAUUUACAAGGUAUGCCAAUAGAUAACUUCUAUCAUUUUUUUUUUUCUUUGAACAUGUUUCAAAAUUGAUGAUUUCUAAGACACUGUCUUCACGAUGAUUCCAGGAAGAGGAAGAAGAGAGAUCGGACAGAUGGAAUGUCUUCCUGGAGCAGCAGGCCGAAUCAACAGAGACGCUUGCAAAUGGAAUAGUGGUGGAGGAAGAAAGAACUGGAUCUAACGUGGAAGGAGAAAGUGUCUCUGAGGAGAAUGGUGCCUCCAGCGUUAGCAGAGAUGACUCUUUGGAUGCUUCCUCCUUGGAGAGAGAAGCAGAGACAAAGGACAUGAAAACCCACUGUAUACAAAUAUGGGCUCGGAUAAGACCUUCACUUAGAGCCAUUGAACAUAUGAUGAGCACCCGUGUUAAAAGGAAGAAUAAACUGGUUGGAGGAGAACACGAUGCGGGGAGAAAAACUUCACAACUAGAUCCAUUUGAAGUGACAAGACAUUCAAGGGCAUCUGAAGAGGACUCUGAGGAUGAGUUCUACGAUGUCGAGAAGACAGAUCCAGUUCAAGAGCCUCCAAGUGACAGUGGCUCUGCUGAUCAUUCUACGUCUUUGGAACCAUAUUUUCCUUGGAAAGAAGAAUUGGAGUGCUUAGUUCAUGGGGGAGUUCCGAUGGCUCUUCGAGGAGAGGUGCCGCCACCAUUACAUCUUCUCUUUGAGUUUCUCUUGCUUUUCUUUUAUCUUCAUUUUUUUGUCGGUGACCCUCUUUCUUACAUUGAAUCCAUACAGCUGUGGCAAGCCUUUGUUGGUGUGGGAGCACGGAGAGUGGAGGGAUACUACCACAGUCUUUUAACGACUGAAGAGAAUAGUAAUCAAAAUGGGCAUUUUAACAGUUCAUCCAACAGUUCAUUUUCAAGUGAUUCUGCAGAGAAGCGAAACAAGUCUCAUGGAUGUGCCCCCGAGAAAUGGAAAGGUCAGAUUGAAAAGGUGAGUUGAUGCAAUUGUUUGCGAGCUAAAUCCUGCACAAAACCUUGCGUCGCCAUGAUAACAGGUUUUCAACACAUUGUCUGGGUUCAUUUGUAGGAUCUACCUCGAACAUUCCCGGGCCAUCCUGCUUUGGAUGAGGAUGGUAGAAAUGCUUUGAGACGUUUGCUUACGGCAUAUGCUCGGCAUAAUCCUUCUGUUGGUUAUUGUCAGGUAUUUCUCAUGAAUGAGACCAGGGUUGUGGCAAUGUAAAUAUCUAGUCCUUAUCAUCUCUUGAUUUGUUUUAUGUUGCCUCUUCGGACGGAUAAAACGAACUACAUCCAAUCUUUUUGGAUUUUCUGGUAUUAUUUAUGGUUAGAAAGGGAAAUAAAUGAUGCCAAAAGUGAGGAACCUCGUCCUAAUGAGAGUCAAUCUUAGUACCAUUGCUGCUUCUGUAUCAAUGCAGAAACUUUCUCAUAGUAAACAAAAGCACGAGUUACUGGCAUUCAUCUCAUUUUUCACCAUUACUGGCAAUCCGCUGUUCUCUACCAAAAAACGAAAAUAAAAUAAAAUCUGGAACCAGGUGUCAGUUUUCAAGAAUAGCAUAAGGAUAUAUGUGCUCACAGAUUCGAUAACAUUACACACAAAUGUGUAGUCUUAAAUUUAUAAUUAUCAUAGUUAAUCGCCUAUCAGGCCCAAGUGCCUUCCCCGAAGUAACUCAGUAAUCCCUCAUUCUUUUAUAUCUGCUCUAUAAUGACGGGUUUUGAGGUUUUACUCAUUUAAGGCCUCUAAAAUUUAAUCUGGGAUGCAGGUUUACUGGCAGUGCAAGUGCAUCCCUCUAUAACAUAUGAACCACAUUUAUGAUAAAUUUAAUUAAAUAUGAAGAAUAAUUAUGCACUGUUUGUUGCUAUAGAGAGCUUUUUGUCUCCUGAGAUAAUAAUGUUGCUACUUGUGGGUUUUUUUAUUGUGUGCUCUGCAGGCCAUGAAUUUUUUCGCAGGCUUAUUGCUGCUGUUGAUGCCCGAGGAAAAUGCAUUUUGGUAAGUAUAUGCAAUCAACAGUACUCAGGUUUUUAUGGGUUCUACUAGUGCAAAAAAUAGAUUUCAAAGAAACAUGUUUAGUGGCAAUAAAUACAAGAGUAGGAGAAAAAAUGGUGACAUUAACUGGAUUUGUAUAUGAAUUGACAGGAAUACUAUCCUUAUAUUCUUGACACCUGCUUGGCUGAAGACCAUUUUGGGGAUCUGAGAGAGUUUCUGUUUUGAUCAUUUCUCCCUUGCACUGUGAUAUUUGUUAUUCCUUCUUGUGGCAUUUCUCAGGCUCAGUGCUAUUUAGGAUUGUUUGGCUACAUUUGUGGGAAUGAGAUGAAUUUUCACUUAUAUGUCAAAGGUUUUCCAGAAUAGUGAAGCUGUCUCCUCAAUCACGGGCAUGCAAUGAACCUCUUAAUCUACACUUUUUUAGUGCAAUGGCCUUUAUGUAGUAGCAAAAUAUUAAUCUGUCAAUGCAUAUGAAUUCUGGGUGGGGAAUGUCUGGAUUUGCCUUUGUUAGUGAGCUGUGUUUCCUUGUUUCCAGUAGCCAGUAGCCUGGCAAGAACAACCUGCUUUGUCAGUGGACAUGAUGAGCGAGUUAUCAGAUGAAACAUCAGAGUAAAAAGUAUAUGUCGACUCCUAGGUCAGACGUACAUGAGAUUUAUAGAUCUGGGGAUUGUAGCACCUGGACGAAACUAUCAGUGUUUAACCGUGAUGCAUCUCCUGGUGAUAUUUGUGCUAUCUUAUGAGAAGUUGUGUGAUAAUUUUACCAAAACAUCGAAUAUCAACUGUAGUAGGUCUCGAAUUGGGUAAAAAGAUUACAAUCCUUGCCAAUGAAGCAUAGAUUCCUGUUGUAUAUAAAUACUCGAAUGGUUGAGUCAUAUUCGCAUAUUUCCAUUGGCAUUCAGCCUGGCACUCACUUUCCAAUUUCCUGCUAUUUUCUUCAUAGUUUUAGUAUAAAUUAUCUAUGUGAGACAUGACGGUACCAUUUUGUUCGUCAAUCAAUUGGUAUAUUUUACAAUUAUAGACUUUUAAUUUAUGAUGACGAAAAAAGAUUUGUAAAACUGCUAUGAUGAAAGAUAUUUCUUCCACCCCAAAAAUGAGUUUCAUAUAAAAUUUCAGGUCCUUGUUGGGCAUUAUCGACAACUACUUUGAUGGAUACUAUUCUGAGGAGAUGAUUGAAUCUCAGGUGAUUUGUUACUUUUUUUUUUGGUUGUCUUGCAUUAUAUUGAAUAAUUAUGUCAAAUAGUGGACAAUUUUAGUUUCUAUAUUUCGUGAUAACUUUUUUGAGCAUUAUUCAGGUAGACCAACUUGUUUUUGAGGAGUUGGUUCGUGAGAGAUUUCCGAAAUUAGGUUUGUAGUUUACCAAGCUUUCUCUUAUUGAUGGAAUUUCAUAUGGUUCUGCCAUCAUCAAUGUAUUUUUCUGCUUUAAAUAUAUGAUUUCCUAAUUUGAAAAAGUAUUCUCAGUUAAUCAUCUGGACUAUCUCGGAGUGCAAGUGGCAUGGGUUACUGGACCGUGGUUCCUUUCAAUCUUUGUGAACAUGCUUCCUUGGGAAAGUGGUCAGGUUUUAUUAAUUGUACAUUGUUAGCAUGAAUAUCUUUUCUUAUGUUUCAAGUGUUUGUAAUUUUAAUGUGAUAUAUUUUUCUCUCUGGAAAUGGCAGAUGCUUCAUGUCAUAUUAUUUCUUAAUUUUACGAAAUCACUUCUGUGAUACAAUCCAUCUCUUAUUUUCUUUCUGAUUUCAGUUCUUCGUGUGUGGGAUGUGCUACUAUUUGAUGGAAAUCGUGUGAUGCUGUUCAGGACAGCCCUUGCUCUUAUGGAGUUAUACGGUACUGGGUAAUCCAUUUCUUGUUUCAUUAUCAUGUUUGAAAGUAGGGUAUAUCUGGAAGUUAUCAGCCUAUUUCACUAGUAAAAUUGUUCAGGGAACCCUUUGAAUUUCAGGUCCUGCACUUGUAACUACUAAGGAUGCCGGGGAUGCAGUCACACUGCUUCAAUCACUUGCUGGGUCGACAUUUGAUAGCAGCCAGCUUGUUUUGACUGCUUGUAUGGGAUAUCAAGGUGUGAAUGAGGCAAAAUUACGAGACUUGAGAAACAAGCAUCGCCCAGCCGUAAUAGCUGCUACGGAGGAGAGGUCCAAAGGAGUUCGUGAUUGGAGUGAUUCCCGGGGUCUUGCGUCAAAACUAUACAGUUUUAGACAUGACCCUGUGUCUCUUCUAACCGAGACGGUUCCAAAAGAAGGGUCAAAUGGAGUGAACGGAAAUGGAACAGAUAUUAAUGAAUUUAUUAGUGUGACUGGAGAUGGUGAGAUUGAUUUGAUUCCCGACCUUAAAGAUCAGGUAGCUUUUUGAAUACUUCAGUUUUCUGAGACUUUUAUUUUUGCAUACUUUUCUCUCGUAAAAAGAAGAGAAUUUUGCCGUUUUAUGUAGCUCCUUUCAGUGACAAUUUAUGUUGACGUGGAAUUAUUUUUAAAAAAUCACCUGUUCUCAAUAUCACCCGAUUCAUUUGUUGAUCGGCAAUAGGGCACAAGAAGAAUGAGACAUAAAAGUUUGUCACAUGCGUCAUGACAGAUACGAAAUAUUGGUUUCACAUAAAUUCAAAUCCUGAGAAAGUGAAAGGGAAGAAUGAAAGGACAAUUUAGUAAAUCAUAUGCCUUUUGGUAGCAAAUCUGUGCGCAUUUAUUUGAUUAGUAUCUUGAGCUUUGAGACAGUAACAUGUAUACUCGGCAUCUUUAAUGAUGAUUUUUAUCAUUUUUAACCAAGCUGAGCUUCUCAAUGAAAUUUUUGCAUCUUAACUAGUCGUUAAACAUGUCAUUGCUGUCUUUGCUUUAAAGGCAUUACUAUCAAGCUCUAUUUUCUAUGUACAUGGAACUGUGGAAAUCGCUAUAUUGUCUUCGCAUCCUGGGAAAAUAUGUUUUGUUUGUUUCCCUAAAAGAGUGUUUUCGACGGCACUGGAUGCCUUCAUGCCUGGUUUUUCUUUUUUUGUUCUUGUUUGAUGCAGGGGGGGGUGGGGAGACUUGUUUCUUGAGUCAUUUAGAAAAACUCUUUUUUCUUCCACUCGCUGAUGCAUCACUUCUUGAGCACUGUGCUGAUACCUCCAUACUUGAUAUAUUUUUUGAAAAGUGGACAAAAAAAUCUUGCUCACUCUCUAAAUUACCAUGUCUUCCUUCAUCUAAGACCUUUUUUUGAAAUUGGGUGCCAUUCCAGGUUGUAUGGUUGAAGGCAGAGUUAUGCAGAUUAAUGGAAGAGAAAAGAUCAGCACUUCUCCGGUUUGUAGAUUUACUUCUUGACCGCUGUCCGCAAUUAAACUUCAUUGAACAUUUAUUGCAUCAGAUUGAGAAACUGGAGAAAAAUAUAUAUAUUUUUGGUCAUUAUACCUUGGUUAUUUUAUUCAUUACCAACCACACCGAUGUUGGAAGAUUUAUCCCCCAUGAUGUGAUCACGUGCACAUGAUGUUUUCGAGGUAAAUAGUGAAGGUAAUUUUCAAUCGGAGAAAGCUCCCAAUGGCUCUGUUCCUGCUGUUACCUAUCUGUCUUCUUUUAAAUGCCUUUUGAAGGAACACCGGCAUCAGAGACCUGUUACAUUGUUAAACUGUGUUCCCAACGUUUCAACUGUGUUCACUUUUUUGUGCAUAGCUUUUUUUAUCGUUGUUUCUUCUUUCCGUUUACUAUUUUGUCACUAGUUUAGGAAACCCAGUUCCUCAGUUGAAACGUUUGCAUAAUUGCUGAAAUUGUUCAAUGGAUUCAACGUGUCAAGUCAUGUGCAGUUUGUAUACCGUUUUUGAAACUUAAAACAAGCUUUAAAACUGAACUGACAGAAGAUAGUUAAAUCUUAAAUUUUAGUGGCGGAUCUCUUUAAGUGGGAAUUAUCUCAUCUGAGAACGGACAUUUGAGACAAGAAUAUAAAUAGUAUUUAGGGUAAAAGGAUAAAUUCGUGAGACCACUUUCAUCUACUAUGAUAUUUCCAAUCUUGGUGACCAUCCUCAGAAAGGCGUCUUUCUUUGUGAUGUAAAUCCAUUUCUGAGUUCCGGUCCUCUUGUUGGGCAGAUCUGAGGAGCUUGAGACAGCAUUGAUGGAGAUGGUCAAGCAGGAUAACAGACGGCUUUUGAGUGCCAAGGUAUGCGAUCCGUUUCAUGGGGUCCUCUAUUAUUACUUACAUUGAUUUCGGGUUAAAAAUUUAAUAUUCUGGCACCUGUAAGCAUUUUUCAAAUCCUUGCUACCUUACCAUUGAUGACUGGAUGAGAUACUAAUUCGGAGGAUUUAAGGAGCAAGUAAAUGCAUAUCAAACUUUGUUUUUGGCCCUUUGGACGGUUAAUCUCACAUCCGGUGUGGGAUUAAUGACGUCAUCUAUCUCCCUUGCUUUCGGGCUCCAUACCAUGUCUCCCUCCUGUGCCUGCAUCUUGCCGCCAUAUGCAUGUGCCGCAUCAUUGCACGCUCUCGUUGUGCUGCCGUCCACCUCCGCCAUGCCGUCAAGCUCACGUGCCAUCGUGCGCCGAUUGUGCCAGCUUAUGAAUCUAUGAGCUUUGAAUUUUUCAAGUGCAGCUGAUCAAUGUAGCCUGUUGUGCCAGACGGGUCUUCCCUUCCCAGAAGAUUUACUAGUAAUUUCUCAGUUCUCUUGUAAUGGGUAUUUCAGUCUCAAGAUGUUUUUAUGUCUAGUGUUCAGGCCGGCAUCAGCAAGAUCAAGUCCACUCUUUUUAUGAUUUUUCUGUCAUAUAUAUUCCCUUAAAUCGGCAACGCAUUGUUUUCUGUAUUACUGAACGUAUAGUCAAUCAAUAGGUCGAACAAUUAGAACAAGAAGUGGCUGAAUUGCAGCAAGCACUUUCUGACAAGCAGGAGCAAGAGCUCGCCAUGCUUCAGGUUGUUUUUCUUCUCUACCCGGCACCUCUUACCAUGGAACUCGUCUACGAUCAGUUCUUAGCUUCUGCUCGUCUUCUUGCAAUCAUUUGAUUCGAUCAUCUUUCUCAUGUUUCCCUGUUUUCUGAGUACUGUGUAGGUUUUGAUGAGGGUCGAGCAAGAACAGAAAGUGACGGAAGAUGCCCGCAUAUAUGCCGAGCAAGAUGCUGCAGCCCAGAAAUAUGCUGCUCACGUGCUUCAGGUUCCCCUUUUUGGUUCUCUGUUCUUCUCUUUCCUAUUGAAUGCCUUCUGGGUUUGGGUCUCUUGGGGCUUAUCUACCUCAAGAACAGUAAUAUUAAGUAGUUAAUAAAUGUAAAUUAAUAUUUAAAAUGUAAUAUAAAGAAGUUAAUGUGCAAGAACAAUGGAUAAUAUAUAUAUAUAUAUAUAUUAUCCAUGGUAGAUAACUCAUACUAAGUCAGGGAAUAUAUAUAUAUAUGUGUGUGUGUGUGUUGUUAGUUAGAGUAUUGUUUGCAUUCCAUAAUCUUUUUGAGUGCAGGAGAAAUACGAGGAGGCCAUGAUGUCGCUUGCCCAGAUGGAGAAGAGAGCGGUGAUGGCGGAAACGAUGCUGGAGGCUACGCUGCAGUACCAAUCCGGGCAGAUGAAGGCUCAGCAACCUCCCCCUCCAUCUCCCAGGUAUAAACCCACCACCACCUACGUUUUCACUAUCUCAAUAAAUAAAUAAAUAAUAUUGUCUUAAUAAUCCGGGCAGAUGCUGGAGGGGGUGUUGACUAAUUGAGAUACUUACUGUCUGAUGAUCGAUUCUAUGGCAGAUCUGGGCAGACGGCUCUUGCGCAUGGGCAGGUCAAUCAAGACUCUUCGCAGCACGAGACCCCCGCGAGGAAGAUUGGCUUGCUUUCUAGGCCCUUUGGGCUCGGCUGGCGCGACAGGAACAAGGUACCCAUCUCUCUCUCUCUCUCUCUCUCUCUCUCUCGCUACACGGUAAUAAGAGGAGAUUUCUCUCUGUGUCUGGCUCAACAGGGGAAACCUGGCAACAGUGCCGAGGAGGCGACCGCGACCGAGACCAAGACCUCGAACGAGCGGGUGGAGGGUCAAAGUUCCACGGCCGAAGGCGAAGGGCCCACCCCCACCCACGACCCGGCGAGGUAG
Messenger RNA from Spirodela intermedia, 8803 nucleotides. Lineage: Eukaryota; Viridiplantae; Streptophyta; Magnoliopsida; Alismatales; Araceae. The record is from the annotation of a GenBank genome assembly.